UGUUAGUAUUGCCAAAAUAAUUGUAAACAUUGGGAGCAUGAAGUUGUAGAUCUGGACUCACUUCUGAUCCUUUUUUUGUCUUUACUCCUCAAUAUAAGGAAGCAAUCGUCUGCCGAACAAUUAUUAAUGUUUCUCCAUAGUUUAUAGAUUGCAAAAUGUCACAGGAAACCAGUAAACUCUGCGAUUCACCAUACACACGUGUUGUUAGUAAACGUGCUGAACAGUUUUACAUCAAAUUCAAGCUGCAAUAUGAAGUCGCAUCUCCACUUGUUGACGCCAUGAUGCUAAAGAGCAUGGUAACCAAAGCUGUGACUGAGCUUCACGGACAUGCUGCUGCUGCUGUCGAUCUCCUUCAGUAUGAUCAAAAGAAGAUGGAAGGUAUUCUGAGAGUCAAUUCAAGUGGAUUUGUCAAACUAUGGAGCUCUCUAACGUUAUUCAGCCAAUAUGAUGAAAGAGCAUGUGUGUUCCACGUUUGUCAGGUUACUCCACACUUACUAGCACUGGCCGCUAAUAGCAGAGACUUUACCAUUCCUGUAUCCUGAUGCAUUUUAUUGACUAUGACAAGAUAAUUUGGUGUUAAGGAUUUCUGGAAGAUGUUGCUGUCAAAAUGACUGAAACAUUAUGGCUGUGCAUUCAUCAGUGUUGUCGUAAAAACUAUACUGUUAUGGAUCCAAUUAAACACAAGAAAAGAGUUCACACAAAAAUUGAAAAUUCAAUAAUCAAAGAUUGAUUUUAUUCAGCAAUGUUUUUAAGAGAAUAAUUCUUUUAGCUUCAACACUGAGCUGACUAUUCAAGGCCCUCAACAAAAAUAUCAUGGACUUGAAUCUGUUGGCCAUCUUUAUUCCACAAGCCCAUGUUAAUUUAUUUACCUUAUUGUAGUGUUUCAGACAAAUAUUUUUGCUUUGAGGUUUCUCAAAAUAUACUCGGAUACACAGAUUGUAUCAUUUCCCUGGCAAGGCGCUACAAUACUUGUCUCUUCAGGAUACAGUUGGCCCUGUACAACAAUUUGCGCAAUAAGUGAUAUUGUUUUAAAAAUCCAGCUGUAUAUUUUAUAAAUUUUUAGUGUAUAUAUAGGAGUAUGGAGACAUUGUAUAAAAACAAUUUGUACAUUUAAUGUAAUGUAAUUAGAUUUAUAUAGCGCUUUAUACCAAAGUCUCAAAGCGCUUGAGGUGUGGACUAGCUCAUACAGUAACUUUCUUUCUUCUCCCCUAAUGGGUCUCUACCCGGUAAACCAGUACUAGCUACCCGGUAAACCAGUACUAGCUACUUUCGUCUGCCUACAACAGCCAUGUUUUAUGAAGCAUAUUUUUUAGAGGAAGGGGUUUUACAUUAUAUAUAAACUUUAAUAAAAUUACUUUACAGUA
This is a messenger RNA of Anneissia japonica, 1364 nucleotides long. Its product is annotated as ribonuclease P protein subunit p14-like. NCBI's taxonomy places the organism in Eukaryota, Metazoa, Echinodermata, Crinoidea, Comatulida, Comatulidae. Gene Ontology annotation, biological process: tRNA 5'-leader removal. Gene Ontology annotation, cellular component: ribonuclease P complex. The transcript has 3 exons. The record is from RefSeq and is a predicted model, not a curated record. The coding region runs from base 156 to 542 and encodes 128 amino acids.